Molecule: messenger RNA, 1098 nt
Organism: Phytomonas sp. EM1
Lineage: Eukaryota; Euglenozoa; Kinetoplastea; Trypanosomatida; Trypanosomatidae
Source: the annotation of a GenBank genome assembly
AUGAGAGAUGACAUCAGUAUAGCGUUUACCAAGUCCAACUACUAUCCACCAUAUGGCGAUCAAGAAAUUCCCGGGAGCCGACCUGCCGAUCUACGCUCGUUCUUCGGACGGAAACUCGGUCGGCGUUACGCCCCGGCUCCGCUCAACUCCGGAUGCUUGAACAACGCCCUGAUCGCUACGGGUGCUCUGACGCCCUUACACCCGAUCCCGGCCGUGCCGGAGGUCCUUCGGAAGCCUCAAAGGGCCUUCUCGCCCGAACUCCACGACCCCCCCCGACAACCGAAAGAGGACUCCAUACACAUCGAAACUCAGGGCAUCGCCGCCAAAUUAACCGGCGAGCGACCUUGUCUUCUGGGGGUUCCAAACUUCAUCUUCAACACCCGAAAUGGCGGCCGACGGCAUUUCACCUCUCCCACGCAUUUAUCUUUUCAACCCCCCGAGGAAGGUCGCGAUACGCUCAAAAAUCAAGGUGGUCGACUCCGAAACAAACAAUCUGUGCAGUCGCCCGUUGGGAUUCUUGGGAGUCGUCUUCACCCGCUUUCCAUGCGCUUUCGAACGCGAAAAGGUCGAGGGGUGUAUAACUUUGAUACCAAUUCCCCAACUCGUCCGGCAUGUGAGGCCCUUGCAGAUCGUGAACGAGAGCGUGCACAGGCAGAAGCAGGCCGUGCUUUAGUUCCCAAGCCUUUGGAUCAUUCCUUGAUUGAGCUUGGGCUUUGGAGUCUGAUCUACCCAACGGGUCUUACGCCCUCCUAUACGUCGAUUCCGCAGGAUAGCGAUAGUGGCGCGAGUAGAGAAAGGGUGAAUUCUACAAUGCCUUUCUAUGCAGACUCAGCACCCGCCCCACUCAAUAAACAAGGCGCUGAUGACGUGCGAGAGAAGAUCGUAGAAGGGAAUUCCACCGACUCUAGAUGUGUGCAUCCGGAGAACAUCAUCGCGAUAUUUCCUGCAGCCCACAAACGCGGCGAUGAAGACUCGGCAGCAGCGGCCUUUCAUGAAGCACGGCGGACUAUUGAAAAAGCCCGCCUGACGCAAAAAACAAAACUGGCAGCGCGCCUGCUCGACGAGGAUGUCAAGCUUGUUCGAAGCUUGCCUCUUUGA